GACAGUGAAGUUCCAUCCUGGGACGGCAACCCGUCAACCUUUGAACGGUUUGCCACCGAAUGCAGGUGGUACCAGUUCUCCUUGAAGGCUUCCGAGAAGCAGCUGGCCGCGCCGAGAGUCUGGCACAGACUGAUGGGGUCAGCCAAGUCUGUGGUGCGGAACUUAGAUCCUGCAGCGUACUGCACCAACAGCGGCCUGGAGAAGCUACCAGAUGUUCUUCGAAGAAGUCCUCUUCAACGGCUGCCAGUCCCGGACACGUUCCAGCGGCUGGAGAGAUGGUCCGGCUUGCACAAGAGGCAAGGAGAGUCGAUACCGCAACUUCUGGUUCGAGAAGAGGAACUAUUUGUGGAACUUCAGCAGAGCCUUCAGCGGGCUCGGAACGUCAACUCUGGUGGUGUUUCCAAGGUCUUGUUCUCCGAAGAGCCUCCUCCUCAGGACUCCGAAGAGGAGACUCCGGCUGAUGAUGGAGCCGAAGCGACGGAGCCUGACAGCAAGGAGAAGGAGGCCAAGGACACAGCCGAGCGACCCACUUCGAAGCCAUCCUCGGACACCUCGCCGACUUCUUCGACGAGAACGAAGACCACAAAGACGCAUGUCAGUGCCACCGGCGGCUUCUUCGAGGAUGAACUUCACGGAUACAGGUUGCUGAAGGCAUGUGGCCUUCAGUCGUCGGAGAGACAGCAGAUCCUGACCCUGACCGGCAACACCACGACCUUUCAGGCCAUACGCCAGGCUUUGCGGGCGAUGUUUGACGAAGGAGAGAGCGAUUACUACGACCCGUGGGACGAGUGGUCGUGGGAAACUGGUGCCGGGGACGACGAGGUCUACUGGUAUGGAGACGAGUCCUCUGAAUGGCCGGAGCAAAAUUCAUACGAGGCCAGCAGCGAUCCUCCGAUGGAUGAAGCCGAGAAAGCCUUGCUGGAGGACGAGGCAGAGGCCUUCGCGAUCGCAGAGGAGGCCCAGAAGACGCUCCAGCAGGCAAGAGAUGCCGUGGCGAAAGCCCGCCAGGCACGUGGCUACUAUCCCCUUGGUGGCAAGCAUUCCCCUUCGUCCUCCAGCGGUUCUAGAUCUUUUGGUUCUGGAGCUAAAGGCCAGAAGGGUGCAGGCAAGGGCGGCCCAUGUACUGCCUGCGGUCGCUUUGGCCAUCGCUACUGGGAGUGUCGCGAGCGCUCCUCGGGCAAGAAAGGCUUUGGCAAGAAGGGCUCUUUCUCAAAAGGGAAGAGCAAGAAAGGAAGUGGAAAGGGCAAGACAUAUGCCCAGGACCACUUAGUGGAUGCGGGCUAUGCCUUCUCCUACCUGCUGACCAAGGACCCAGAGCCGGAGCCCUUUGAGUCCCUGCCGGAGCUCCUGCCACAGGACAUCAUGGUGCUGUCCGUUGGCAACGACACCGUGAAUGGAAAGCUUCGGGCUAGCCAGGUCAUCGUUGAUACUGGAGCCACGGAGUCUGCCUGUGGGAUCAGGACCAUGGAGAGAUUCUUGGAAGCCUCCGGUUGCAGAUAUGACGUGGCCCUGACCGACAGGCCUACCUUCAGGUUUGGAGAUGGUCGGACCUUGCAAGCCCUCUCCCGUGUCGAUGCCUACACGCCUGCCUUGGGUCUGGUUUCGGUCUAUGUCCUCGACGACCCGAACUCUCAAGACACCCCCUUGCUUCUCGGGGGAAGGACCCUUCGACAGGUCAAGGCGACAGUGAAUUACGGCGAUGAGACCUUGAUGUUCCUUCGACGCAAUGGACAGCUUGCUUUCCUUCCGUUGGUGUCCACCCUCGGUGGCCACAUGGUGGUGGAUUUAGCUGUGCGAAGCACUUCCUUAGGUUUCUCAGAUGAGUGUCGCCGUGGGACUGGGAAACACAUUCCCGGCACUGAUGAAGAUGACGCGGCCCCCGGCAUCGGGAUGGCUCUGAUGUCAGCGAUCAUGUUUGCCAUGUUCCGGUUGCACAUGCUUAUCCUGUUUUUCAUGAAGAGAGAAGUUGUCGUGAGAUGGCCUUGUAUGGGCCAGCACAAGGACGGGGUGCUGAGGACAGCUGGUCCGUCGCGAGAAGUGGUGGCAACGGCGAUUGGGCAGAUCCGCAUGGAGUACACGGCCAGCCAGGUGACGGAGAAGAUGAUCGUCGACAAGUGCAUGGAGAUCACCGGGCGGAUGCGCCAGGAAGGACCCCCCGAUGACAAACGAGAUGACGACCACUACCACCAGAGCCUCAACGGAGGGGACAUGGACGGCGCCUACGUGUAUGGCGAGGAAGACAGAGGGCCUGUUGAACCAGGAGGCGUUGUCGAGAGCAACACCGAAGCGAGCAAAUCUGCGGGCAAAGGAUGCCCCAGCGGCCUCAACGGCGAAACGGAGAAAGCUCCUGUCGAUCUGGAGGAUCAGGAGCUCCACGAGAAUCUCCAGGAGAUCCUGGCCCUGGAGAAGCGCCUCGAGUUGCAGAAGGCGGCGCUCCUGGAGGAGAUGAAUCUGAGAGGUCUGAUGGAACACGACGAGGACGGCCUCAGCCAGAUCGAGGAGUUCGACGACCAGGGUGUGAAGAUCAUCGCCGAGGGCCAGAGCAGCGAGAGAGCCGACCGAGGAAACCGUGAUGAAGGCAAAGAUGAUGGAGUCCCUUCCAGUGCUAAGGAAGCUGCCUCCGUGACGGCGGCAGUGGGCUCCCCGAUCGACUUUCUUCAGGUCGGUGGCCCAAGCACUCUGUGUGAAGCUGUGCGCGAGAUGGGCUACGAGACGAAGCGGGUCCAACCGGACUCUCUUCAAAAGAUGAGCCAGCUCCCUGAGUCCCUCGAUGCCAAGGUCCUGUGGGUCUCUCUUCCACUUCGAGCUCUAUUACAAGACACCUUCCCUCGAACUCAAAUCUCUCCAAAACAGCAGGUGAACCAUGACCGUGCUGCCCGGCGCGAUCGAGCUCUUCUUCGAGACUCCGUGGGUUGCGUGGCCAGACAUUUACAAAAUAAGAGAGAUUUUGUUCUGGAACUUCCGGCCAAACUUCGGAGCUGCUGGGAUGAGGUUGAGUAUUUGAAGGACCUGGCCAUCGAGAGCAACAUGGUUGUGUAUGAUUUUCUGGUGCAAGGAUGUGCCUACGGCCUCAAGUGUGGCGAUCUCCCGCUCCAUCGAACAUGGCGUAUUAUGACAACGUGUGAGGGAGUGAAGGCUGGGAUCCGGAGGGCAUGUCCUGGACACAAGCAACAUGUUGAAGACCAUGGUGGUUGUCCUGGAUGCUCGGACCCUUCAUGGUAUCCUCGGCCCCUUGAGAAGCGAAUGGCUUCUUCAGUGGCAUGGAGUCUUCAGUCAAAGUAUGGCAUUCGGCCUUUGUCGGAAGAUGUCGAGGAGAUGAUGCUGGGGCAAGAAUGGUUCCAACGUCAUGGACGACCUCCCGACUCCGACAACCACGCCUAUGCCCUGACAAGGAACAAGCUUCCUGAAGAGCCUCCGACCGGGAGGAAACUUGAGGAAGUGAGGCAGAUGAUGAUGAGACUACACCGAUCCUCUGGGCACACGAGCUUCUCCAACCUCGCCAAGCUACUUCAACGACGAGUCAUCGAAGCCCCUUCCUUCGCCUCCACCCCACCGGAGCUCUACGAGAUUGUGGGGACCGACGUCUUUGAAUACACGUUCAAGAAUGAAGCGGGUGUCCUCAAGAAACUCAAGGCCUGCCUCUGGGUUGACAGGGCUUCUCGACUUUGCACUGUUUCAGUUGUGAAGAUAUAUGAGGAUGCCUGGGAGCCAACGACUGCCGACAUCAUACGGAUGUUCACUCGAGACUGGAUGAUGCACAAUCCAGCUCCCCGGUGGCUCAUGGCAGACUCCGCCCUUUACUAUGUGUCGGAAGAGAUGCGAGAGUUUUGCGGAAAGUCUGGCAUGGGGUUGUUGAUUGCCCCUCCUGAAUGUCACUGGCUGAUGAGCCAUGAGGAGCAGUUGGUUGGUCGAUUGAAGGCCACGGUCGAUCGCAUGAUGAAAGAAGAUUUGGACCUGGCUGUGGCGACGAUGUUCCAUUAUGCGUGCCACGCUCACAACAGCACCAUCCAGGCGCACUCCGGGUACAGUCCUUUUCAGUGGGUGCGAGGAGCUGUUCCAGCAGACCAGGUUCCAGAUGGACUCAAUCCUCGCAAAGCCUUCUCCGAGGUCCUGAAGUUCCGUGAGAAGGCAGCAGUUGCAUACCGUCGUGCUCAGGCAGCUGAUCAAAUGUCAAAGCUGAACAACACGACCUCAAGACCUCCACAAACGUUUGACGUUGGCUCUCUUGUGAUGAUGUGGAGAGAGAAGCGAUCUGGAGGUCGUGGUGGAUGGCAAGGACCUGUUCGAGUUCUCCUUCGCGAAGGCUCGACCUACUGGUUGGCUUCAGGGGCUGCAAUCAUCCGAGCCAAGGCAAAUCAGCUUCGGAAGUGCAGCCGUCCGGAGGAAGCAGUUGCCAUCACUAGUGGUGCAGCUGUCUAUCGCAUGCCCGUGACGGUUGAGAACCUUUUGCGUGGUUUCCGUGGCAAGCAGUAUGAUGACAUCAGUGGUGCUCAACCUCCACGUGAGGCUCUCGAGGAUCCAUCACAAGCUGAAGUUCGCGUACAACCUCGACCUCGCAGAGCUGGAGAAGACUAUUGGGAGAUCCAAGGUGAAUGGCUUGUGCGAGUUCAUUUGACCCCAAGGUUGACCAUGCUGGUGCCUGGCAAGACAAAGAACAUUCCAGUUGCUGAGGAUCAACUCACUGGGGAACGUCGCACCAUUGUGAAGAGCGGCGACAAUGAGCAGACGAUCGAGGACAACUUUCGCACCCAUGAGAAUCCAGCCCGCUGCAUGUUGGAUCGGUGGACUGGAGAGACUCGCUUCAGUUGCACCUUGCCAGGGGGUCAUCGUUUGCCACAUGUUGAUGCUGGUGGCAACAAGUUCAUCUACGACAAGCGAACCUCCACUUCUGUGCCCGUGGAAGAGUCUGGCGAGGAGACUUCCGUGCAGUCUGAGUCCUCUGGGUCUGAGAUGAUUCCUGAUGACGAGCAGCCACCACCUGCAGGCGGUCGGAAGCGGAAGAGUCCAGAGGGCACUGAAGACAUGGGCUACAUGUUCGAGGUUCCUAUUCAAGCAUGUGAUUUCAAGCGCCUUGUGGAGCGACCUCGACAUGCUGAGGUGUGGCUAUCCAAGAAGAUGAUGGACAAGGGACGUGAAGUCAGCUGGUCCAGUUUGUCGUUGGAUCAGAAGAAGGAGUUUGAUACUGCCAUGGCGAAAGAGAUAUCGAAUGUAUUGCGUAAUUGCGCAGUCAGGGCACUCAGCGCGGCUGAGAAGGGCCAAGUGGACAUUCGCCGAUCGAGUGAUGAAAAUGAGGCCAGUUCACCGACCCUGAGUAAAUUGGGGAAGAUUCUGAUCCUCAGCAUCGUUGCGAAUAAUCUGUGGAUGUUGGAAAGCGCUGAUGUGUCGAGCGCAUUCUUGCAAUCCUUGCAGGACAUGGAGAAAGAGGAUCUCUUUGUAUAUGCUCCGGCCGAGUUGGCUGCGGCUUUCGGUGAAGAUGGAUCUCAGGACUCCACCAUCCUCAAGCUCACUCUUUGCAGUGCUCCAAAAUCGUGGUAUGACACAGUCACGAUGACUUUGAAAAGGUCUGGAUGGACUCAGUUGGAGUUUGAUCGCUGUUUCUUCAUUUUGCUCAACAAGGAGAAGAAGCUUGUCGGCGUGGCGGGCUUCCAUGUUGACGACUUCUUGCUUGGCGGUGAGUCCAAGGACCCUGUGUUCCAGAAGGCCAAGCAUGAACUCCUCUCUGCCUUUGAAUGGGGCAAGUGGGAUCAGAAGAACUUCGAGUUUGCCGGUGCCAACUUGACUCAGAAGGACGAUGGCACGAUCUUCCUCGACCAGAAGGCUUACACCGAAAAAUGGGUCGAGGAGAUUCCUAUCGACCACUCUCGUGCCAGCCAGAUCAAGUCUCGGGCUACUCCAUCCGAGAUUAGCUCGAUGAGAGGGGCUCUUGGCACCAUUGCCUGGCGAGCUCACCAGGUCUCUCCUCAGUUCUUGGCGGAGGCCGGGUUGCUGUUGAGUGAGAUCCCAACCGCCACGGUGGACACCCUCAUGAGGAUCAACAAGCUUGUCAGGGAGAUGAAGAGGAACGCGGAUCAAACGCUGAUCUUUCAUCCCUUCCAGUUGCCAUGGCAGGACCUGGUUGCAGUGACGUGGGCCGAUGCGGCCCAAAACAACAGGGCCAAUAAAGGCAGCACAAUAGGGGUGCUUACAUGCCUGGCUCCUCGCUCAAUCUUGGACGGCGAGGCUGUUUUCAUGAACAUCAUCUCUUGGAAGUCUUCCAAAGCACCUCGUGAAGUUCUUGGUUCCAAUGGGUCAGAAGUGCAAGCAAUUACCAUAGGCGAGGACCUGAACUACCUGGUCCGAUGUGCAUGGCUUGAGGCCCAUGGACAUCCUCCCAUUCGUGGAAAGCAGGCUCAAAUGGUCCGCGACAUGACGAGUGGAGCCCUUGUUAUGGAUUCCAAGGGCAUCUUCGACGCUAUGACGAAGAACAGUUCGUCAUUACAUGGCCUCAGGAGCAGUCGUGCCGGGUACGAGCUUACGAUCUCGGUCAAGCAGGCGGUUUCAGCGCAGACACAUCUACGAUGGGUAGCUGUAACUGAACAGUUGGCUGACGGCCUAACGAAAGGCAAGGCUCGUGGAAUCCUGCUUCGACUUCUCGGUGAUCGUCAAAGGUGGCGGCUUGUGUAUGAUCCAGAGUUUACCGCAGGAAAGAAGCUCUCAAAACGAGAGCAAGAGCGGCGCAUCCGCGAAGUGGAGCAGCACUUCAUUCACUGUGUGAAAGUCCUCGCUGAGCAAGGAAACUUUCCCUGGACAGAGACCACCGAGCUCUUAGAUCCUGAAGAGUGCACUUUCGAAAGACUCAGGACUAUGACCGGUGCAAACACUAGGGAAUGCGAGUGA
Molecule: messenger RNA, 6876 nt
Organism: Symbiodinium necroappetens
Lineage: Eukaryota; Dinophyceae; Suessiales; Symbiodiniaceae
Source: the annotation of a GenBank genome assembly